UUUUUUUUUUUUUUUAAAUUUGUUGUACAGCUGUUGUGUGUAGCAGCAAAAGGAUGAACAUGAAUAAUCUUUUGUUAUUUUUAGUUUGCCUGAAUACAACAUUGAAAAUGACUUAUUUCUGACAUGGAUUUAUGAAAUAUGUUGAAAAAAUGGUAUUUUCAUAUUGGGGCUUUGUAGCUUCAGGUACUUUUGUUAUUUCAUAUUGCUUUUACUGCCAUUUUCUAUGUUGAAUAAUAUGUGUUCGAUUUAAUAUUACACUUUUAAUGAAUGAAAUGAAUUUCUCAAACUGAAAUGAAAGGUUACAGAUCGUUUAUAUACAAGAGGAAAGAGAGUCAAACUAACUAACUCUCAAUAUAUACAAACAGGUCUUUCAUCUUUCAAUAAGUACAAUUAUAACUUCUAUUAUUAAAUGCCUCAAAUGGUUUCCAAAUAUGGCUUUUGAAAGAUACUAUGAAUACUGAUGUUGCUAUCUCAAAAGCAUCUUUCCGGUAAACUUGAGUAUUGUUGGUAACAUUUUUGGGUUUCUCCUCCCAUUUUAUUUAUUUUAUGGUCAAUAGAGAUGGGAUUUCCAUUUUUCGAGGGUGAAGGCCUUUCUGUUGAGGAUCUUAGAGAUGAGUUUCAGAAAUAUUUCCAGGCAUACUAUUUCACCAUCUGAAUAUAAAUUUGAUCAUUGAUUGAGUGCUUUAAAAAAUCAACCAGUUGAUAUGAUCUAAUUAUGACGAAGCAUAAGAAAUGUAGAGACUUCAUUAUCUAAAUGAGAUGCUCUUGGUAAGUUCUGCACUCAUUUUUCCUUAAAUAGGUUUUCAAGUUUUUUUCUUGAAUAUACCGACUCCCUUUUUGAAAACUCACAUAUCGCCUCUCAUACCUCUUUGUUUAAUUUCAUUUCUUUUAUAAAGUUUUGUGCAAUUCUUUGUAUCUAUGAAAACCUUUCCUUUUAUCUUCAUCUUUUUUAUAAAUCUACUCAACUACAACAUCGCACAUUCAAUUUUUUUGCUUACUAGGACAUGUAAAUUUGAAAAAAAAAAUACUUAUUAUUUUUUUAUUUUUAGAAUCAGUACCUGUUGGGCACCCGCUAGGGACCGGUUUCUAGACUAUGUAUCCGAAACUGCUGGAUGCCUAGAACCGAACCACCAUCGGGUACCAUUAUUUCAUUAAUGAAAAUAUAUAUAUAUAUAUAUUUUUUAUUUUUAAUGCACUAAAACUAAUUGUAUUACUUAAGUGAAUAAUGAUUCAUGCAUUAAUUAAUAUUUGCUCCUUCGAGUCAAGUAUUUUGAUGAUUUACUUUAAAGUAUUAUGUUAAAUCUAUAAAUAUUUUGAUGGUUUAAGCUUUAGCCGUUGGCAAGUAUAUUGAAUUUUGGUUGGUUUAACUGCAAUUAACAUGUAAAAAAGAUGGUAAAAUGUUAGAUUUUUUUUAUCGGUAUAUAAUGCUAAUGAAUAAAGAAAAACAGGUUGAUGAUGAAAUGGAAAAACAUUACAGCCGGAAGCAUCAUCCCUUCAUUGCUUUUCAUUUAAGAUUAAGUUAUGAUUUAACUUUUUCCUCAAUUUAUAAACUAAAGAUCCGUGAUUAUGGUUAUGUCACAAAAACAUAUUGCUUAAACUUCCGGCCUUAAAACCUCGUUCAUAACAACAUACAAAUGAUAAAUAAAGGCAAAUAGAAUAUUAACCUAACUAGUUGUGAUACCCGUAUAAUAUACGGGUUGAUUAAAACAAAAUGUUAAGUACGAACGAUUAAAUAGAAAUUUUAUGUGAAUUUGAAAUUGAAAUAAGUGAAAACUAUGAGAAAAAAACAUGCAAAGAAUAAAUUAAUUAAAAUUAUGUGUCUAGUGUGUACUAAACGGAUUAAUUAUAACAAAAUAUUAAACAUAAAGGUUUAAACUGUAAAUUUAUUUAGAAUUGAAUUUAAAAUUUAAAAUUUAAAAUUUAAAAUUUGAUAGUCAUUAUAUUAUGGUAGGUUUAAUUUAUGGAAAGUAAAUUAAUGAUAUAUUGAAAAUGAAAAUUAAAGUAAUGACAAGUGGAAAGUAAAUAUAUAUCAAAUUAUGACAAAAUGACAUGUGGCUAAUCUUACAUUUUCAUUUAUUAUAGUAGAUUAUUUUUUACAUAGCUGCUAAAAUAAUUGGGCCUUCCGACUUUUUGGGGCCCUGUUCUUAUAUGCACCUUGUGAAGGGCCGGCCCUGAACCUAAACCUUAUACAUCGACACAAAAAGAACGCCUCCAAUCCAUCGCUGCUGUUUCUGCCACUCCUCAAGCGCAUCCCUGCUUGCCGCCGUUAGCCAUAUCCUCACCGGAGAUCGUCGCAGCCCAUAGCAACACCGGAGCUGUCGAUUUUCCUUCGCCCCCACAGCUAAGCUAAAACUGCGUUUUCAGAUGGAUAUCGAUGGAGAUGUUGAAGAUGUUUCAAGAAGAGUACAGGUGCGGUUUGUUACGAAGCUUAAACCGCCGUUCAAAGCUCCGACGACAACCAUUGCCCUCCCUUCUACCCUCACAAGGAAGGGUCUUUCGUCCGUGGUUAAUAGUCUUCUUCAAUCAGGAAACGAUGAUUGGAAACAUGAACCAUUUGAUUUCUUGAUUGAUGGUGAGCUAGUGAGGAUGUCACUUGAAGACUUUCUUCUCGCCAAAGGAAUCUCAGCGGAAAAAACCCUAGAAAUUGAAUACAUAAAAGCUGUAGCUCCACGCAAGGAAGAAGAUCCUUCAUUACAUGAUGAUUGGGUCAGUUCAGUUGAUGGCUCAAAUCAGUUCAUUUUGACAGGUUGCUACGAUGGAUUAGGAAGGAUAUGGAAAGGUCCUGGAAAUUGUACACAUAUUUUAGAAGGUCAUAAUGGUGCAAUUACAUCAGUUGGUGUUGUGAAUUCAAAAGAUAAUGAAAACGACACCAAUAAGGUUGUUGCAACUGGAUCAAAAGAUAGAACUGUGAAACUCUGGAAGUUUGAUCCAGAGCCUCUAUCAGAAAACCUAAAGAUUAGUUCUUUCAGAACUCUUGUUGGGCAUACUGCUUCAGUUCAAAGCCUUGCAUCACAACCUAAUGGCAAUUUGAUAUGUUCAGGUUCAUGGGAUUGCAGAAUCAAUGUGUGGCAAACAGAGUGUAAUGAAGCAGAUAUUGUUUCAGUAAAGAAAAGGAAAAAAGGUAAUAAGGAAGAAGAAUCUCAAUCAGAGGGGGAGGCUGUAUCUACACUUGUGGGCCAUACUCAAUGUGUAUCUUCAGUUGUUUGGCCUGAAUAUGGAACAAUUUAUUCAGCAUCAUGGGAUCAUUCUAUUAGAAGAUGGGAUAUUGAAACAGGAAAAGAUACAAUAAACAUGUUUUGUGGGAAAGUGGUGAAUUGCAUUGACAUCGGAGGUGAAAGCUCUGCUCUUAUUGCUGGUGGAUGUUCCGAUCCAGUCCUCAGGAUUUGGGAUCCUCGCAAACCAGGAACUUUGGCUCCUAGCUUCCAGUUUUCAUCACAUACUUCUUGGAUAACCGCUUGCAAGUGGCAUAAAACUUCAUGGUUUCAUUUGCUUUCUUCAUCUUACGAUGGGAAAGUUAUGUUAUGGGACUUGAGAACUGCGUGGCCAUUGGCUAUAAUUGAUUCACAUGAGGAUAAGGUACUUUGUGCUGAUUGGUGGAAUGGAGAUAGUGUUGUAAGUGGAGGGGCAGAUUCAAAGCUUAGAAUUUCUUCUGAAAUUGCUAUCCCAUAAUUAAUUAAGUGUCUUUACCUAAAAAUCGAAGAGAUGAAAUGGUGGUGCGAUUGAAAAUGCUCAACACUUUUUAAACCGAAGAUGAUGGUGUUUUACUACACUUGAGAAUAUUUUGGAUAAUUUUUGAUUUUUUUUUUAUUUCAAGAAUUGAGAAUUUUGUAUUAGAAUGUUGAACAGCUAGUUUGUGUUGACUACGAUGGUUUUGUGGA
Molecule: messenger RNA, 3878 nt
Organism: Lactuca sativa (garden lettuce)
Lineage: Eukaryota; Viridiplantae; Streptophyta; Magnoliopsida; Asterales; Asteraceae
Source: RefSeq, a predicted model, not a curated record